Messenger RNA from Exophiala viscosa, 1354 nucleotides. Its product is annotated as RmlC-like cupin domain-containing protein. The record is from RefSeq and is a predicted model, not a curated record. The transcript has a single exon. Gene Ontology annotation, cellular component: cell wall. Bases 485 to 1228 code for a protein of 247 amino acids. Gene Ontology annotation, molecular function: manganese ion binding. NCBI's taxonomy places the organism in Eukaryota, Fungi, Ascomycota, Eurotiomycetes, Chaetothyriales, Herpotrichiellaceae.
GAUUGACGUUCUUGCAGCAGCAGGCGCAACUCCGAAUUUGCCGUCUGACAAAGCGCAUCAGAGGACAUACCCGAUCGAAACAGAAGCACACUCAGAGAGUAGAUGCAUUCCGGGCCACAGGACGGACACGAAGGAUAUAAACGCAUGGGACCGAGACAUAUGAUUAUGACUGUGUAAGAUAGUUUGUACUCUUCGUUUAGCUUCGUCUGCUUGUUGCGCUGUAGUAUGUGAGAGAUCAGAUCGUUUCCUCCGUUGGCACAGUAUUUUACAUCAGUCAACGACACGAGCUUAUGAGAAGGAAGAAAGUAUACAUGAACUCGGCUUCAACCACACUUUAAAGGCCGGUAGAAUACCUGCGCGGAGCUACUGUACCUCGUGAGGCCACGCCACGAAACAUACACGCCCAGCCAAGCUGCAAGAGUCCUUACCACGUGCAAUAUCGCACCCAGUUCGUCGGCGAUCAUACCGGCUAGCCGCGACGGCCAUGGCCGUGCCUGCGCCUAGCAGCGUCAAGCUUGCAAGGGCUGCAGACACUGCUGCUACCAAUGAGUCAACCAUCCAGACCAUUCCCCCAGCGGAGUCGAUCCAAGCAGGCAGAUCCGGCAAUCAGACUUUGCUCAACGAGAUGCUUCUGGCGGCCACGGCCAAUAACCGACUUGCGAUCCUCAACCUGCCCAGCGAUCAUGUGUACGACUUCAUGAACCCACCUUCAACUUCGGCUGUUACUCAGGGUCUUGACGGCCAUAUCGUCAGGGCCGACCGCAAAAUGUUCCCUGCCUUGAUCGGCAAUGGCAUCGGCAUGGCCAUGGGAUUCCUGGGCCCUUGCGGCUUCAACACUCCCCACGUACACAAUAGAGGCGCCGAAAUGAACAUCCCAGUGAUAGGCCGCCUUGGAACCGAGUUCAUAUUGGAGAAUGGCGCGACUCUCAUCCGAAAUAACCUGAACACCUUCCAGAUGACCAUCUUUCCCCAGGGUGCUAUUCACGCGGAAUGGAAUCCACACUGCACUAACAUGACAUUCGUCGCCGCCUUCCCUUCGGAAGACUUCGGCGUGUCGCAGAUCGCCAAUCGUCAGUUUUCAUUCGAUGACGACCUAUUGGAAGGCUUAUUUGCCAGCGAUUUCGCCAUCAAUGGCCGCGACAUUGAUCAAUUCAAGUCCGCGAUCCCCGAGAACGUUGCUUUCGGUGUAGGAUCGUGCUUGGCGGCGUGUGGUAUCUCCAAGCGUUGAAAACACCAAUUAACCCGGCAACAUACCUACCGCUUCCACCAUGGGCUCUUUGAGACUCUGGCAGCUCUUCUUUAAUCAUUCGCAUCGAAAACACUCGCAGGACUUUGUGCACUUGGUCGGUUUGGU